GUACAAUCAAAAUAAUCUAACAAUUUUUACAACUUUUAAAAUUCAAUUAGGAUAGGAGUGUAAUCAACUUUAACUUUGUCUUUUUUUAUAGUAGUCUGUGACUAUUAUACACACGAAAGAUACAGAUUAAUUAAUAAGGUUUAGAAAUGAUUUAUAAAUGGUGGCAUUCAUUCAUAAGAAAAAGAACAAAACCUAUUCCUGAAGACUUUGCAGUACUAUGGAAAAAACGACUGAGUUUAGUUUACGGAUUUCUUGCAUGGAAUGCAUUUGGUUUGGUAGUUUAUUCCAUUUAUCAAGGCAAAUCCGACUGGGCUCAUUAUUACGGAUUCAAAUCUGACGAAGACAAAAACAUGUCCCCUGGCUAUUCUUGGGCAAAUACCCUAGGUAUUAAAAAUGCCAAAGUAAUAAGAAUUUCUGGAAUAUCAAAAGUAGAUGAAUAUGAUAUUGUUGAUGGAAAAGAAGUUAGAUCUAAUAGAAGCAAUAAUUAAUCAAAUAAAACAGUGCAUGUUAUAAUUUUGUAAGCAAUAAUUUAUUGU
Pieris brassicae (large cabbage white) is the source of this 536-nucleotide messenger RNA. RefSeq lists its product as uncharacterized. The record is from RefSeq and is a predicted model, not a curated record. Bases 147 to 488 code for a protein of 113 amino acids. NCBI's taxonomy places the organism in Eukaryota, Metazoa, Arthropoda, Insecta, Lepidoptera, Pieridae. The transcript is spliced from 3 exons.